AUGCUCCGCUGCACCGCACGCGCCACCGCACCCGCACUGCGCCAGGCCGCUCCUCGCCGCCUCGCCUCAUCCUCAUCAGCGCAGGUCAAGCGCACGGCACUGUACGACUUUCACAAGCAGCAUGGCGCAAAGCUCGUCGAGUUUGCCGGGUGGGAGAUGCCGCUCGUGUACGAGGGCAAGGACACGAGCAGGGUCGCGGGCGGCGCAGUUGCCGAGCACCACCAGGUCCGCAACUCGGCGGGCCUGUUCGACGUCGGGCACAUGGUCCAGUCGAUCUUCGAGGGCCCCGGUGCCCUCCCCUUCCUCUCGCACCUCCUCCCAGCCUCGCUCUCGUCCCUCACGCUCCCCGGCGAGGACGCCCACCGCCCGUUCGGCUCAACCCUGAGCGUCCUGCUCAACGACGAGGGCGGCAUCAUCGACGACUGCAUGAUCACGCGGUGGGGCGAGCAGUCGUUCUACCUCGUCACGAAUGCCGGUCGCUCGGACGUCGACAUUCCGUGGAUCGAGAAGCACGUCGACGAGUGGAACGCGGCGCACGAGGACAAGGUCGCGUUCAAGGUCAUGCCCGACAACGCUCUCGUCGCUCUUCAAGGCCCCAAGGCCCACGUCGCCCUGCAACGCCUCCUCCCCUCGGACCUCUCGCUCCAGAAGCUCCUCACCUUCGGCCAGUCGCUCCACCUCUCGAUCCCUUCUCUCUCGUCGUCGUCCGGCACGGUCCACAUCGCGCGCGGCGGCUACACAGGCGAGGACGGGUUCGAGAUCUCGGUCCCGAACGCGCACGCGGCCGACUUUGCCGGCAUGCUCGUCGAGCAGGACGAGGUCAAGCUCGCCGGCUUGGCGGCGCGCGACAGCCUGCGGCUCGAGGCGGGACUGUGCCUGUACGGGCACGACCUCGACGAGUCGGUCGGCGUCGGCGAGGCGGGCCUCGCGUGGGUCGUCGGCAAGGACCGUCGCACGCCCGGCGCCUUUAUCGGCAGCGAGCGCACGCUCGCCGAGCUCAAGAAGGGCGGCACGACGCGCAAGCGCGUCGGCCUCGUCGUCGAGAAGGGCGCGUCCGCGCGCGAGGGCUCGCCCAUCUUUGACCCGGCGCACCGGGACGGCCCGCCGAUCGGCCGCGUCACGUCGGGAUUGCCUGCGCCGACCGUCGGGAGCAACAUCUCGAUGGCGUACGUCGAGACCAAGGGCGGGCUCAACAAGAAGGGGACCGAGGUCCUCGUCGAGGUGAGGAAGAAGCUGCGCAAGGCGCAGGUCGUCGGCAUGCCGUGGAUCAAGACGGGCUACUACCGGGGCGAGUGAGCGGGCGGCGAUCUCUUUCUCUUCUCUCGAGACGGCGCACGAGACGGAUCGGGGUUCUAGUUCCGGGUCGUUGCAGUUCAAGCAGUGCUACGUCAACUUGGCCUUGGCCUUCUCGAGCUUGGCCUUUGCCUC
This is a messenger RNA of Rhodotorula graminis WP1, 1428 nucleotides long. RefSeq lists its product as uncharacterized. Gene Ontology annotation, cellular component: mitochondrion. The record is from RefSeq and is a predicted model, not a curated record. The transcript is spliced from 7 exons. The coding region runs from base 1 to 1296 and encodes 431 amino acids. NCBI's taxonomy places the organism in Eukaryota, Fungi, Basidiomycota, Microbotryomycetes, Sporidiobolales, Sporidiobolaceae. Gene Ontology annotation, molecular function: aminomethyltransferase activity; protein binding. Gene Ontology annotation, biological process: glycine catabolic process.